Messenger RNA from Xiphias gladius (swordfish), 3586 nucleotides. Its product is annotated as coiled-coil domain-containing protein 158-like. The record is from RefSeq and is a predicted model, not a curated record. The transcript is spliced from 23 exons. Lineage: Eukaryota; Metazoa; Chordata; Actinopteri; Istiophoriformes; Xiphiidae. Bases 346 to 3363 code for a protein of 1005 amino acids.
UGGUGUUUGCGUCACACAUAAAAAAAAAAACUGCAGAAAAAAAGCGGAUGUUGAUGGAUUAUUUCAAAGUGUCGGCGCUAAUGUUACUUUUCCAUCAAUUUCACGUCGUUGAACCGAGGAACUUUUAUUAUUUCGACUAACAGAACCAGUCUCUCAAUGUUAUCCAGCUAUUACCGACAAGAUGGGUCGAAUUAUUGACGGUAUAAGGCUAGCAAGGAAUUAGCUAGGGGAUACAGUUUCCAUGGUGUUGAAACUUUACGUAGAACAACAUUAAAGACCGGUUAUUUUGUAUAGUUUAGCUUGCAAAUAUUUAUAUAAAUGGCUUCAUUACUAAAGUGACUACAGAUGUUAUCGGGGUUUCAGCCUCCCGAGCCCCAGAAUUUGGGGCUUUUCAGCAAAAAUGGCUGUCACGUUUUACAUUUUGAAUCUCUACUGAAGCAUAGAAAACUAACACAAGCAGCAGCAGGAACAACUGAGACUCAUGAAACGUCUCCUCGGCCGAGAUUCAACAGCCUGACACUGGAUGAACUUAGUGAGGAGCUUGACAGACGAACCAAGGAAACCCAAAGACUUCAAGAAGAGGUGGAAAAUGCAACCAAAGUGACCUUGGAGAGGUUUGGCUACACGUAUGGUAUCGGUAGCCCACCUGGACAAAGCUGCCACAACCACAGGUUUAAUGUCGAGGACUCACCUGGGGAUUCCACUAUCCUUCCAGCCCACCAUCAGGCAGUGGCUAAGCCUCUGGUCUGUGGCAUGGAUAGUUUAAACCAGGAGGUGGCUCAAAGUCAAAUCAGCUCUCCUGGAAAGGAGGUGUUGGAAUAUGCAAUAGAUGACUGUCUUCAACAGCUGUCUGACUUGCAGCUCAGCAAGACACUUGAUCAACCUGAACAAGAGACAUUCACUUUUGACAAAGCCAUUGUGGACCUGCAAACUAAGCUGCAUAAAGUCCAAAUGGAGAAGGACGUCCUUUCUGACCUAAGACUGAAGGAUUCGAGGAAACAUGUUGUUCAGAUGGAAAAGAUGCUCUGCAUGUUGGAAGAGCUCCAAAACAUCAAAAGGGCCGCGGACCAGAAGCUGCAGGAGACGGAGGAUGAGGCUUUGGCACUUAACAGGAAAGUAGAGACACUGGAACAGAUUAUGAAGGAGACGUACUCUUCACUGUUAUCUCACGAGAAACAGUGUGGAAACAGCUCCAUCACCAGUCCUAACGUCACAAAUACUUCAAGACAGCAAUCCUCAGCUGCUGAGUUAACUGAGGAUUUUAACAAUGAGACAGAACAGCUACAGAAGAGACUUGUUUUGUCAAUAGAAAAUCUGGGGAGUGAAGAAUCCAGUGGAGUAAAAAAACAAAAACAAAGAAUGGAAGUCCUGAUUUCAAGUCUUUGCCAGGAGAUGGCACUGUUGACUGACAAACUGAGCUCCUCAAACUACAACAGUGCCAGUUUAAGUGUCAAGUUGGAGCUGCUAAAGAAACUUGCAGAGAGACAGACAUCAGUGCACCAGUGUCAGGUCAGUGAACUUGAGUCAACCCUCUCCAGCCAUAAAGAUAAGGUUUAUUGUCUAGGGCAGCAGCUCCUUCAGGUUCAGUCUGAGCUGGUGGAUUCCCAAAGAGAGAGAGAGCGAUCUUUACAACAGGCAGAGGAGCUUCAGUCCCAGCUUUACCAACUUAAGAGGUGUGGUGAGCAGCAGCAUUGUGAGCUCCAGGUGGAGGUAAAAGCCCUGAGAGGAGGGCUGGAGGAGGCCAGGGAGCAGCUUCGCAGAGAUGGGGAGGAGAAAAAUUGCCUAAAGACUCUGCUGGAUCACACGGCCCAGGAGGGGAGGAAAUCCCAGGAACUCUUGCGGGAGAAAGGCAAGGAACUCCAACUCAGGGAGCAAGAGGCCCAGCAGCAUCUUUCCUGGUUGGAAGAAGCUCAGAGCCGGUGCCAGACCCUUAAUGUAGAAGGAGAGACGCUGAGGCUGAAGCUGGAUGACCGCGAGAAGCUGAUAGAUAUUCUGAGGGUGCAGAUGGAGAGCAGCGUCCAGAAGACAGUGCAGCACAGCCGCACCAUCGACAACCUUCACCAAGAGAACGGCCUCCUCAGUAACCAGCUAAACCAGCAGAAGCUGGAGAUUCAGCAGCUCAAGGCUGAGUUAGUUAAGUACAAGUCCGACCUGGCCAUUGCAGAGCACGAGAGGCAGCAGCUACAGGCGUCUCUGGCUGACCAAAGUCAGCGUGUCCAGGAGGAAACUCUGGAGAAACAGCACCUCACCACCCAGCUGGAGAUCCAGCGAAUGCAGUUACUCACCCUCACUAAGGAGCACGAGGACCUGCAACGGCUCCACAGCUGUAAGAACGAAGAGCAGGAGGGUGUGGUGCUGAGGCUUCAGAGUCAGCUCAGGAACGCCCACGACGAGCUGGACCAGGUCAGGAGCACCCUGAGGACCCUGGAAGGAGCCGAUGGACACGGCCUCCAAGUAGCCAUGGAUAUGCAGAAGGAGAUCACUGGCAGAAGAGAGCAGGUCGACUCUCUGCAGGGCAAAAUCCAACACCUGGAGGAGACUGUGGAGAAGCUGUACCAGGAGAAGCGCUACAGGAGCCUGGAGAACCAGCGGCAGCUCCAGGAGCUCACCUUCGUCAGGGAGGAGAAGAAACAACUUGCCGAUGAGCUGGAGGCCCUUCACUCCAAAGACCAACAAUUAAGGGACCGGAUCGGUCAGCUGGAGGCAAUCCUUCACAAGAUGUCAGAGAGCUUUGCAGACUGUCAAGAUUUCAUCCAGCUGCAGGAGCAGGAGUUUUAUCGUCUGAAACUCCAACAUGCCCUCGACCUGAAGGAAUUCCACGGUCAAAAUCUGCACACAGCUGUGAAUGUGCCUCCACCAAACCUGGACUCCCUGACCCCGUCAGCAGUCACUGCUCCACCCUCCUCCCAGUACUCCUCCAACACACAGAUCAAGUCAAAGAGGCAGCAGGAGAGCUCCGCCUGGGAGCUCAGGUCUCUCGUCAAAGAGCUGCGAGGAGUGAUUUCGGAGAACCACAGACCACACAGCGAUAACAGCGCUGCUGGCAGCAGCUUCCACAGGAGGAGGUCUGCACCAGAGAGAGUGCACAGGACCACAUUCAGUACGGACAAUGCCCAAGAAGUUAAAGCGGGCUCCAGAUUGAGAAGAAAAACCUGCAGCAGUGAGCCGCAUUUCCAGAUGACAGCUGAGCUGAACGGGAAAAUAAUCGACAACAAAUCCUUCAGUGAGAAUAUUAUGACUUAUCCAGGCCGUUUUGUACCGAGUCCAGCGGCUGCAGUGAGGUACACAUCCUCCCCACAGCUCCUCACAUUGGGCCGCAGGUCACCCGUCCACUUCCUCCUCACCUCUGACCCAAACAGCUAACACUGACAGGACACGACACAGAAGACCUGAGGCUGGCUCCUCGUUUCAACAGAAAGAUCAUUUUUUGAAAGGCUCACCAGAUGAAGUUGGAUGUCAAAAGAAGGUUUUAUAAAAGUCCCUAAUUAGGUGAAUUUUUUACUUUAUCGUUUUAAAUAAAGUAUUUUAUAAAAAAUGAAGUGUUUGAUAAGCCAGGAAUGUUGUCAAAUAAAAUUUUAAAAAUCUG